CAUUUUUCCGGCUCCGAUCUGUGAUUUGAACAAGUCUGGAGAGAGAGAGAGAGAGAGAAACUGUGGUCUGUGAAGUUAGAAAUUAUAGGUGAGUUGUUAAAUGAGAUACCAUGCAACUUAAUCUCUGUUUACCAAGAAGAAGACUGUACCAUCUGAAAUUCUUUAAGUACUAUCCAUCAAAACUCCAUAAAAAGAAUCCAAUACUCCACUUCUCUGUAAACCAGUUCAUGUUUACUUAAAUUUCAUCGAGCUUUUCUGCUCCUGGCACAUAAGCUUUAUCUGGGUAUCCUUCAAUUUGCUCGUAGACAUACACCGAAACAGGGAAAGAGAUAUCGAGAGGUCCCAAAGGAGGUGGACACAAGGGUCCUGGUUGGGGCCACGAUUGUUUGUUUUUUGGCGGGCAGCAACCGCCACUUUCAAUGAUUUUAUUUGGGUGGUGGUUCUCAAAGUCCCAUCCUAUCAAGCUUGUAUAUUGCUUGUGAUCUCAAUCGAAACGACCCAAAAGCUUCUUGCCUCAAGGGUUUAUGUCUUUCAGCCUCUAUUAUUUGAUCAGAGAAGAGUUGUGAGGUGGCAGCUGCAAGAAAGCUUCAGGUCUUGAGCUGAAGGGGAAGAACAAAUUUCAGUCAUGAGAAGAUCUAUAUCUCUGGUAGAAGUGCUCUUGGUACUUGCAUCAAUUUGUGAAUCUCCAUGGGCUGUCUGGAGCAGCUCUCAAUGCACACAAACAAGCUCAAGGGAAGUUCGACCACACAGUGUCACGAUAACUGAAUUUGGUGCUGUUGGGGAUGGCAUCAUUCUCAACACCAAAGCAUUUCAGAAUGCCAUAUUCUACCUCAAGUCAUUCACUGACAAGGGUGGGGCACAGCUUUUUGUUCCAGCUGGGCGAUGGUUGACGGGAAGUUUUGAACUCAUUAGUCAUCUAACUUUGUUGUUAGAUAAGGAGGCAAUAAUUCUCGGAUCAACACACCCUGAUGAUUGGCCGGUUGUUGAUCCUCUGCCAUCAUAUGGCCGAGGUAGGGAGUUGCCUGGUGCACGUCAUCGAAGCCUAAUUUAUGGAUCCAACCUAAUAGAUGUCAUUAUAACGGGAGAUAAUGGAACUAUUGAUGGUCAAGGUCAUGUCUGGUGGAAUUGGUUCAGAAAUGGAAAUCUGAACUACACACGGCCUCAUUUGGUUGAGUUCAUAAAUUCAACUGGUGUGGUCAUCUCAAACUUGACCUUCUUGAACUCACCAUUCUGGACCAUCCACCCUGUGUAUUGCAGCCAAGUUCUUGUCCAGAAAGCCACUAUCCUUGCUCCUCUUCAUUCACCAAACACGGAUGGGAUUGACCCAGAUUCCUCUAGUGAUGUGUGCAUUGAAGACUGUUAUAUUAGCACCGGCGAUGAUCUGAUUUCCAUAAAAAGUGGGUGGGAUGAAUAUGGUAUUUCAUAUGCUCGGCCCAGUACCAAUAUUAUUAUCCGCAGGAUUGUUGGACAAACUUUAUCGAGCUCUGGAAUAGCAAUUGGGAGUGAAAUGUCUGGUGGCGUAUCAGAAGUUCAUGCAGAAGGCCUCCAAUUCUUCAAUUCAAAAACUGGCAUCAGAAUAAAGACAGCUCCAGGACGGGGUGGUUAUGUAAGAAAUAUCUAUGUGUCGGACGUAAAAUUGACUGACGUAAAAAUGGCAAUUCGGUUCACUGGUCAGUAUGGUGAGCACCCAGAUGAGUUUUAUGACCCAAAUGCUCUCCCCAUCAUAAACAACGUUACAUUUAAAGAUAUCAGAGGAGAUAACAUCAGCAUUGCAGGCCUACUUGAGGGUGUCGAAGGAGAGAGUUUCCAAAACAUUUGCCUAUCCAACAUUACCCUCAAUGUAACCUCAACUUCCCCAUGGAAGUGUUCAUUCAUUAAAGGCUAUUCUGACUUGGUUUAUCCAGAAACUUGUGAACCUCUCAGAGAAAGAAUCUUCCCUGAGCAUUCAUCAGCUUGCUACCACCUAUCGAAUCACUUGCAGAGCCUGAGUGGCAGAAAAAGACCUACAUGGUUGCUACCAAGAUUGAGUUUAAGUUUUACAGUAUUAUAGCCUUUGGUUCAGUGGUGAAAAUAUUGAUGUGUGAAUGCCCCCACCCCAUCCAAGACCAGGCCAACCAAAGAAAGCCCAAGAAAGAAAAGAAGAUCAGCAAACAUGAUUCUUGCCAUUUUUUCAACAUAACAACCUGUUAUUUCAUGGGAGUUGAAAUUUGGAUGUACUUUCUGGUCUGAGCUGUUGAUUUAUGGCAUGGUCUUGAUUCUUGAGGUAUGAUUUGUUUAUUGUAACUUCUUAUGUAGUGAAAAAUAAUGAAUGAUUGCUUAGCUAAAAAGAUGAGUGAUUUAUUAGAGAUCGAAAAUACAAUGAUCAUAUGUUGUUAUAAAUUUCAUAUUAUUGCAAUAAGAUUAUGGAAUCCCUUGGACUUUACUCCA
Molecule: messenger RNA, 2427 nt
Organism: Nelumbo nucifera (sacred lotus)
Lineage: Eukaryota; Viridiplantae; Streptophyta; Magnoliopsida; Proteales; Nelumbonaceae
Product: putative polygalacturonase
Biological process (GO): carbohydrate metabolic process
Molecular function (GO): polygalacturonase activity
Source: RefSeq, a predicted model, not a curated record